Molecule: messenger RNA, 816 nt
Organism: Thermothielavioides terrestris NRRL 8126
Lineage: Eukaryota; Fungi; Ascomycota; Sordariomycetes; Sordariales; Chaetomiaceae
Exons: 5
Coding region: 196-546 (116 amino acids)
Biological process (GO): protein import into mitochondrial matrix; protein insertion into mitochondrial inner membrane
Cellular component (GO): TIM23 mitochondrial import inner membrane translocase complex
Source: RefSeq, a predicted model, not a curated record
ACGUGAGCGCCAAGCUCCCGUGAUCCGUGCGUCCCGCGCCGUUUUGCCCACGGCAAGCUCCCACGGCGAGAACGUGCACCGCAUCGCUACCGUCCCAUUCACUGCUCUCUUAAUUCCAGCAAGGUGCCCUUCUUCUUCUGCUGCACUGUAAAAACCCGCCCAGCUCUUGCUUGCAGUGCCCAACCAUCCGCCGCCAUGCCUCCUCCUCCCAGCCAUCCCGGCGGCGUUGGGCCGUCGAACUUCGACAAGUUCAAGAUGGGCGCCCUGAUGGGCGGCACUGUCGGCAUGAUCAUCGGCUUCAUCUUCGGAACGGUCAACAUCUUCAGAUACGGCGCCGGGCCAAACGGCAUCAUGAGAACACUGGGCCAGUACAUGCUGGGAUCUGGGGCGACAUUCGGCUUCUUCAUGUCAAUUGGCAGCGUAAUUCGGUCCGAUGCUUCACCUAUCGUCCAGGAGGCCUACCUGCGCGCCCAGAGACGACCCAUCAUCAUGGCCUCGCAGGCCUUCCGCCCAUACCAGCGCGCUCGACGGGCCGGCGACGACUGAUCGGGCAGGCGCUCGGCGUUCGCGCGUUGCCCACGAAGGCGGUAAGCGGAAGGCGAUGUAACUGAUAUGUUGUACAUAGGGUUUGCGUGCGGGGCGAAAUGGGACGGCGUUCAGGAGGACCGAAAACAUACCUACGCAGUAUGCCUGCGGGAUGAUGUGUUAAUACAUGAUUUAGCAAACAUCGGCGGUCGUCAUACCCAGAAACGCCGUGUUCGAUCACCGCGCCUGGGCCCCCCGUCUUCCACUGCCUGCAAUCGGGUUCGGCCUUGG